Purpureocillium takamizusanense is the source of this 2592-nucleotide messenger RNA. RefSeq lists its product as uncharacterized. Lineage: Eukaryota; Fungi; Ascomycota; Sordariomycetes; Hypocreales; Ophiocordycipitaceae. The coding region runs from base 1 to 2592 and encodes 863 amino acids. The transcript has 2 exons. Gene Ontology annotation, molecular function: protein binding. The record is from RefSeq and is a predicted model, not a curated record.
AUGCAAGACGACCUCCAGCGUCUGGAACUUGAAGCUAGAGACACAGAACGACGAGGCGACCUCGGCCCGGAUUUGCACGGCGAUCGCGAGCCGCCACGACCCUUACCCGGAGCCGCCGCCGCCGCCGCCACCACCACCAACCCCGACGCCGGGACCGACAUCAGGGCAUAUCAAAACAACGAUACGCGGGCCCAAAAGCUCGACAGCAUGGGGUGGGAUGCCCCCUCGUUCUCGCCCUUCCCCAAGGUCACAGGGGAUAACAUACCGCCGGCCGACGACGCCAAAGAAGAGAUUUUGUGGAAUGCGCGCAAACAUGUGCUUCACUCGCAAAAUGUCACGAUGCAGAUAAGCUGGGCUCGCGAUGUCCUCACCUGGGCAGAGGUGGCCAUGGAAGCGGCGGCCCGCGAUCCUCCCGAGAAGGCCCGGUCCGCGACCCCACGAAUCGAGCACGAGCUCCGCAUGGACGCCAUUAAUAUCAUCAGCUAUCUGGCUCGCCAGGAGCACCCAGAUGCCCUGUACAUACGCUCUAAAUGGCUCGAAUUCGGCAAGUUUGGCAACCGUGUCGACAAACGCGAAGCCUAUGGCGGCUACAAGCGGGCUGCCGAGUUGGGCAACGCACGCUCCGAGUAUCGCAUGGGCAUGCUCUUUGAGCAAUCAAACGACAUGUCCAAGGCCAAGGAACAUUACUACCGGGGCAUGAGUCUGAAGGACUCUGCGGCCAUGUACCGCAUGGGCAUGAUGAGCUUACUCGGUCAGCAUGGCGAGACCAAGGACUACCCUCGGGGCUUGGAGCGCAUCCAGCAAGCCGCCGACUCCUCCGACGAGGAUGCCCCACAAGGGUCAUACGUGUAUGGCAUGCUGGCCGGCCGGGAUCUUCCUGAUAUAGCCGUGCCCGAUGGACUGCUUCCCUACAAUCUGGAAACUGCCAAAAUGUACAUUGAAAAGGCGGCGUAUCUGGGCUUCGCCAAGGCCCAGCUCAAAAUGGGGCAGGCAUAUGAGCUCUGCCAACUCGGUUGCGAGUUCAACCCGUCCUUUUCACUCCAUUACUACGGCCUAGCAGCCAAGCAAGGACUCCCAGAGGCGGCCCUGGGUGUCAGCCGCUGGUUUCUGUUUGGUUACGAAGGCGUCUUCAAGAAGAACGAGGAGCUCGCUUUCUCUUAUGCCCAAGAAGCCGCAGCGGCCAAGCUCCCCACUGGCGAGUUUGCCAUGGGAUACUAUUACGAGAUCGGAAUCCACGUCAGCAAGAGCGUUUCGGAGGCGCGGCGGUGGUAUCAGAUUGCUGCUGAGCACGGCAACAAGGACGCCGCCGGUCGACUCGACUCGCUCAGUCAGGACAAGAGCCUAUCGAAGCAGGACCACGAAACAACGACUCUUACUCGCAUCAAGUCCCAGCACGGAUCUCAGCGAGGCAGGCGCCCGGAGCGGUUCAGGCAGCCACAGCAGAUGCCCACCCUGGACGAAGGCAACGGAACACCCACCGCCACCGAAGGGCCGGGAUACCCACCCACGACCGCGCCGAAUCCAUCCUCGACAGGACCGUCUCCUCAACCAUCCCCGGGUAUCAAGCCAACCAUCGUCUCGGAGCAUGCGACAUUUCCAGAUCCGUCGCGUGCCUCUGUGGUUGGCGCCGAGCGACAACCAGCCUUCAACAUCAGACUAGACUCGGCCGCGCCGCAGCCGGUGCGGUCGCACUCUACUGCGCCAUAUCCCGAUGAUGAACGGCCAGCACCGCUGAACGUGAUGCGCCCGCGCUCUACGGCGCCGUACCCGGAGGACGAUGUACGCGGGUAUCCAAAUUCCCAUUACAACCCACCGAUAAACCCUUCGCAGGGGCCACCGGCCGAUCGACCGAUGAGCGCAUUCGGUCUCAACACGCAAGCUGCGGGACCGCGGCCGAUGCCAGGAUCUCAGAGCACAGGAAGCCUGCAGCCUCUGGCCCAGCCGCCAUCGGCAAGGGGUCGCUUCGCAUCGGCCGGUUACGAUGCACCAGCAGGACCCGGCGCCUAUCGUCAACCGAGCCCUGGCCCCAACCCGAGCGGUCGGCCAUAUCCUAUGCACGAUGACCUGCAGGGGCGGCCGGCGAGCGCUGCGCCCUAUCCAAGCGGCGGCCCCGGCGGCAAUCGUCUUCAGAAGCAGCCACCAAGACAGCCUUACGGCAAUGGCCAGCAGCCCCUUUAUCCGCCGUCGGCGGCCGAGCCCGGACGCGAUUACGGCCCUCGGACAUCGUCUCGACCCAUGUCGGAGGCGCCACCGUCGCAUCACGAUCCUCGCAUGCCUCCUCAAGGCCACGAACGCUUUUCCAGAGUUCCCGGUGCCACCGGUCGACCUGAACGCUUGAGCUCCCUACCUCAAGAUAGCCAGAGACCCCCAAGAAUACCGACAGGACUUGGGCAGGGCGGGACUAACUCUCCGCGGCCGGGUGCGGGUCGGGUUGGAAGCGCUCCGCCAGGGCCCGGCCAGAGUCUGCCUAGCCCGGGCCUUCAACCGUCGGCGACAGCACCGGCGAAGCCGCCGCCUGCCAAGGGCCCGGCAACGUUUGAGGACAUGGGCAUCCCGCAGGGGAAGCAGGAGGGCGAUUGCGUUGUUAUGUAA